Molecule: messenger RNA, 656 nt
Organism: Paramecium octaurelia
Lineage: Eukaryota; Ciliophora; Oligohymenophorea; Peniculida; Parameciidae
Source: the annotation of a GenBank genome assembly
AUGAAUUAAUAUCAAAAAACAAUUUAAUGUUACGACUUAUCUAUAUUGAUUAAUCCAAAAUAUGACUCAGCUUUUAAUGGCAAAGGUAAUAACUUGUUAAAUAUAAAUACUUAGGCAAUGCAAUAAGAAAUUUUAAUCAAUUUCAAAAAGCAAUUCAAUGCUAUUACAAAGCUAUUUCUAUUAAUUAAAAAAAUGAUUCUACAUGGUUUGGUAAGGGUAAUAAAAUCUUAAAUGGUAAUAUUUAGGGUUAGUAUUAUAUAAAUUGAAAUAAUAUGAGGAAGCAAUAUAAUGUUACAAUGAAGCAAUUACUAUUAAUCCUUAAUAUGAUACUGCUUGGAAUAACAAAGGUAAUUAAUUGUUUAAUAUUAUUAUUUAGGAUUGGCAUUAUAUAAAUUAAAUCAAUAUCAAGAAGCAAUUAUAUGUUACAAUGCAGCAAUUUCUCUUUACCCUAAUUAUUCUCCUGCAUACUAUAACAAGGGUAAAUAACUAUUAAAUAUUAAUAAUUCAGGAAAUGUGUUAAAAAAUUUGAAAAAAUACCAAGAAGAAUUGAAUGUUAUAAUUUUGCAAUUACUAUUAACCCUAAAAGGAUUUAACAUUUGAAAAUUAAGGUAAAUAUUUAUUUUUAGGUUUAACCCUACAACACACAUUAUAAAAAU